AUGGAAGAGAAAAGAGAAUGCGAUCUUGAUACCAUAGAUAUCCCACCAGUUGGAGAAAUUAAUCAUAGAAAUGGAAACUGCUAUUGCUAUCUAUGCAGCUGUGGAGAGCAUCUCUGCCCGUCUUUAACUCCUCGUGAUAGGCCGUGAUCAAAAGCUAUGUACUCGUCAAUAUACCAAAAAGAGUUUAUUAGUAAACCUUUUUCACCUAUUAAACCAGUAAAAUUAGAAGGAGAGCUCCUACAUAGUCGACAGAAGAUGGAUUUGAGAACUACAAAGCAAGAAGAUUUUUGCGAAAAACCUUUGGAAAGACUAAAUAAAAGUUUAAAUAUUGAUGACAACCAUAAGUGAAAGCCAAAAUUUUUAGCAACAUCGACAUAUUCUUCUAACUUUCAGGACUGGAAAACUCCUCCACCACUCAAAAAGCUGCCCAAACUGCUUACUGAGCCUAUUGAUAUAAAGCUAAAAGCAAAUACAACAUAUGCUGACAGCUUUUCUCUGCCUGAUAAAAUUAUCGAAAAUAAGCCAUUAGAAUCUCCAACAAGCAGAAUAAUUGGAAUAAAUGACUUUUUCUAUGGCGAAACUACACAUAGAAAUACCUUCAAGCCUUUUAAAAGAGAGCAAUUUACAAUAAAAUCAAGGAAUAAAUCAUUAGAUUAUUCUCAAACUGAGUCUGCAAGAAGCCAAUACAAGUCAACUUAUGGAAAAGAUUUCAGUUCAAGUCCUCGUAAAAGAACGAUUUUUACAUUGAAGCAAGUAAAACAAAUGCAAUAA
Messenger RNA from Blepharisma stoltei, 771 nucleotides. Lineage: Eukaryota; Ciliophora; Heterotrichea; Heterotrichida; Blepharismidae. The record is from the annotation of a GenBank genome assembly.